This is a messenger RNA of Pseudocercospora fijiensis CIRAD86, 1671 nucleotides long. RefSeq lists its product as uncharacterized. The coding region runs from base 1 to 1671 and encodes 556 amino acids. The transcript has a single exon. NCBI's taxonomy places the organism in Eukaryota, Fungi, Ascomycota, Dothideomycetes, Mycosphaerellales, Mycosphaerellaceae. Gene Ontology annotation, molecular function: metallocarboxypeptidase activity. Gene Ontology annotation, cellular component: fungal-type vacuole lumen. The record is from RefSeq and is a predicted model, not a curated record.
AUGAUAAUUUUGACCUGCCUCACUUUCAUUCUCUGCAUCACAUGGUUCUCCCAGCUCCUCCCAGACUUGACUAGCCACCCUCAGCAACACGGAAAGAAGCAGAAAGCGUGCCAACAAGUCCCCGCCCUCUUCCCAUCCUCACAAACCGAAAAGCUCAAACAAGCCUACGACUUCCUCUUCACAGAAACCUUCCAGAAUGCUUCAAUCUCUAGACUCUCAGGAGCCGUACAGAUAAAAACCGAAUCCUUCGACGAUCUAGGCAAAAUCGGGGAAGAUGCAAGAUGGGACGUCUUCUACCCUUUCCACAACUACCUCGCCAAAACCUUCCCUCUCAUCCACACGCAGCUCAAAGUCGAGAAGGUGAAUACGCACGGUCUGCUCUAUACGUGGACUGGGAGUGAUGAUGGGAAGAGGAAGCCGAUUGUUUUGAUGGCGCAUCAGGAUACUGUGCCUGUGGAUAUGGAUACGCUGGAUAGCUGGACACAUCCUCCUUGGUCGGGGUACUACGAUGGAGAGAAAAUCUGGGGGCGAGGAGCUUCCGAUUGCAAGAAUUCUUUGAUUGGGAUUUUGGAGACUUUGGAGGGACUGUUGGAGGCGGAGUUUCGGCCUAGUCGCACGGUUGUUUUGGCUUUUGGGUUUGAUGAGGAGUGUAGUGGGAGACAAGGUGCGGGUCAUCUUUCGGAGUUUCUUUUUGAAAGGUAUGGGGAGGAUGGGGUUGCGGCUAUUGUGGAUGAGGGGAUGGGGUGGCAGAUGGCUUUUGGGAGGGGGUAUGCGACUCCUGGGGUUGCUGAGAAGGGGUAUACGGAUGUGAGUAUUACGGUGAGAACGCCGGGCGGGCAUUCUUCUAUUCCGAGCGAUCACACGAGUAUUGGGAUAUUGGCGGAGAUCAUCACGUCCAUCGAGAGUCAGCAGUACCCGACUUUCCUAGCGAAAGAUAACCCAUUCUACGGUUUCCUCCAAUGCGGAGCCGAAUACUCUCCGGACUUCCCAAAGAAGUUGAAGAAACUCCUCGGUGAACGGUCUGAAGGCAAGGAGACCUGUGCCGCCAAACACAAAGACAAAAUUGCCCAGGAAGCCGCCAAGAUCAGCAAGGAGUCUCAAUAUCUAAUGCAGACCUCUCAAGCCGUGGACUUGAUCAAAGGCGGCACGAAAACCAACGCUCUUCCAGAAGCCGCCGUUGCAGUCGUAAAUCACCGCAUCAAUCUCGGUCAAGAACCUGAGGAUGUUUGGACACACAUCACCCACCUCGUCCAGCCCAUCGCCAAAAAAUACAACCUCACCCUCAACGCUUUCAACGGCCAAUCCGCCGGCUACAAAGCCAUCUCCCUCUCCACCUCCGACACAACCCUCCGCGUAGCACCCAUCACCCCCACCGCCAUCGACACCGUCAACCCCUUCUCCGUCCUUUCUGGCACUAUCCGCGCCCUCUACGGCGAAGACACUAUCGUUGCCCCCGCCCUCAUGACUGGCAACACCGACACGAGAUACUAUUGGAAUUUGACCAAGAAUAUUUUCCGUUUUGGACCGGGUUAUGUGAAGGAGGAGGAGACUGGGGUGGGGAAGAUUCAUACUGUUGAUGAGAGUGUUACGGUUAGUAAUCAUUUUAAGGUUGUUAGGUGGUAUCAUUUGUUUAUUAGGAAUUUUGAUGAGGCGGUUUUGGUGGAUGAUUGA